Molecule: messenger RNA, 593 nt
Organism: Eimeria tenella
Lineage: Eukaryota; Apicomplexa; Conoidasida; Eucoccidiorida; Eimeriidae
Exons: 2
Source: RefSeq, a predicted model, not a curated record
CACCAACAGCAGCAGCAGCAGCAGCAACUGGAGGUUCGCCGGGGGUCAGCAGCGUGCUGCUGGACUGUCUGUCUUCUUUCUUUGGCAUUUCUUUGUCUCUGCCCAGCCGCAUUAUCUUCAUCACUUCUGCUGUUGCUGCUGCAGCUCCCCCCGGGCAGGCCAUCUACGCAGCAACAAAAGCAGCAGCAGCAGCAGCAGCAACGGGCCUCAGCAGCGAGCUCCGCGGCACCAAUGUCCGCGUCGUUUGCGUAGCAAGGGUUCUUAAGGGGCCCCGUAAGGGCACAAAAAAUGAGCCAGAGGGGCUGCUGCUGCUGCAGACGGAGCAGCACAGGUACUGGCAGCAGCAGCAGCAGCAGCAAGACAGCAGCACUGAGCUCUGCAAAGGCUGCUGGGGGCUGUCUGCUGCUUUGCUGCUGCAGCACCUGGCGCAGCAGCUACAGCUCUCUUCUCGCGGAAGCCACUUGCUGCCAAAAGCCAAAGGCCUCAAGGGGCUGUGCAGCAGCAAGUGCUUGACAGCCAAAGCGGUAAGCGAGCAGCAAACAGAGCAGCAGCAGCAGCAGCAGCAGAAGCAAAGAGAGCAGCAGUGGGCCUAG